This is a messenger RNA of Odobenus rosmarus divergens (Pacific walrus), 3911 nucleotides long. It is a transcript of the gene CGNL1, whose product is annotated as cingulin-like 1. The record is from RefSeq and is a predicted model, not a curated record. The transcript is spliced from 18 exons. Lineage: Eukaryota; Metazoa; Chordata; Mammalia; Carnivora; Odobenidae. Gene Ontology annotation, cellular component: myosin complex. Bases 17 to 3898 code for a protein of 1293 amino acids.
GAGGGAACAGUGAACCAUGGAGCUGUAUUUCGGUGAAUAUCAACAUGUGCAGCAAGAAUAUGGCGUCCAUCUGAGACUCGCAAGUGAUGAUAGCAAAAAAUCAAGGAAUUCCCAACACUCUAAGGCAGGCUCCUAUGGUGUCAGUAUCCGGGUGCAGGGAAUUGAUGGCCACCCCUACAUAGUCCUGAAUAACACGGAGCGGUGUCUGACAGGCACAUCUUUUCCUGAAAAUGGGCCACCGUUUCCAUCUCCAAUGAUAAAUAACCUGGCCCUGCAUUCCAGCAAUGGGUCUGUGCUGGAGGAGAGCAGCGCAGAAGAAUUGCAGCUCCCAGAAAAUCCUUAUGCCCAACCCAGCCCAGUAAGAAACCUGAAACAGUCCUCUCUCUUUGAGGGCAAGAAUGGGGUUCUAGAAUGCAAAGAGGGGCCAGUGAAACCAUCCCACAUGUUGAACUUUCAGAGGCAUCCAGAGCUUUUGCAGCCCUACAACCCUGAAAAGAAUGAAUUGAACUUGCAAAAUCAUCAGCCUCCUGAGAGUAAUUGGCUAAACACUUUAACAGAAGAAGGUUCCAACAAUAAGAAGGCUUGGACUUGCUUCCCCAAACCUGGUAGUUCCCAGCCUACCAGCCCUCCUUUGGAAGAUGUGGGCAAAUCCAGCAUGACGGCCAUUCGUUUGUGCAGCUCUGUGGUCAUCGAUGACCCCAAGAAGCAGACCUCAGUGUGCGUAAAUGUUCAGAGCUGUGCCAAGGAGGGGCUUGUGGAGGAGGCCCUUUCCCCUAGUGGGAGGUCCCUGACGGCCCACAGCCCACACAUCCAUCCCGAAACCAAGAAAGCCAGGCCAGAUGUGCUUCCCUUCCGGCGACAGGAUUCAGCGGGACCUGUCCUGGAUGGAGCUCGGUCCCGGAGGUCCUCUUCCUCAUCAGCAACUCCCACUUCGGCCAACUCUUUGUACAGAUUUUUACUUGAUGAUCAGGAAUGUGCCAUCCAUGCUGACAAUGUAAAUCGUCACGAAAACAGGCGGUAUAUCCCCUUCUUGCCAGGAACUGGGCGGGAUAUUGAUACAGGAUCAAUUCCUGGUGUGGAUCAAUUGAUUGAAAAGUUUGACCAAAAACCCGGGCUCCAGAGGAGAGGAAGGUCUGGGAAGCGAAACAGAAUCAACCCAGAAGACAGGAAGCGGUCCAGAAGCGUGGAUAGUGCCUUUCCUUUUGGUCUCCAGGGGAAUGCCGAGUACCUAAAUGAAUUUAGCCGGAACCUGGGCAAGUCCAGCGAACACCUCCUCCGCCCGUCGCAGGUGUGCCCACAGAGGUCACCUGCUCAGGAGCACCGGGGGAGACAGAGCGUGGGCCGGGCCUUUGCCAAGCUGCAGGGGGCCCACCUCAGGCCUCCCCAGCAGAGCAAGGAUGGGAAAGUUCCAGAAAACAAAGGUGGUCGGCAGAGUACAAACACGCAUGCAUCUUCCCUCCCAGCACAGAAUAAAAAGGAGGAGGAAAUCAAAACAGCCACUGCGACGCUGAUGUUACAGAAUCGGGCGCUAGCAACUUCGCCUGACUCCGGUGCCAAGAAGAUUUCUGUGAAGACAUUUACUUCUGGUACUCAGGCCACACCGGAUCUGUUGAAAGGCCAGCAAGAGCUUACUCAACAAACCAAUGAGGAGACGGCCAAGCAGAUACUUUACAAUUACCUCAAAGAGGGAAGCACCGAUAAUGAUGAUGCGACUAAACGGAAAGUCAACCUGGUCUUUGAGAAAAUCCAGACUUUAAAGUCUCGAGCAGCAGGGAGCACACAAGGAAAUAAUCAAGCUUCUAAUUCUUCGCCUGAAGUCAGAGACCUGUUGGAACAGAAAAACAAGUUGACCACAGAAGUGGCUGAACUUCAGAGAAAGCUUCAACUAGAAGUCAAGAAUCAGCAGAACAUGAAAGAAGAGAGAGAGAGAAUGAGAGCAAGCUUGGAAGAGCUCCAGGGCCGGCACGACAGUAAAGUGGAAGAGAAUUCCGUGCUGCAGCGGCGCCUGGAAGAGAGUGAAGGGGAGCUCCGGAAGAACCUGGAGGAACUGUUCCAGGUAAAGAUGGAACGGGAGCAGCACCAGACGGAGAUCAGGGAUCUCCAGGACCAGCUCUCAGAAAUGCAUGAUGAAUUGGACAGCGCCAAACGAGCUGAGGACAGGGAAAAGGAAGCUCUGAUUGAGGAACUCUUACAGGCAAAACAGGAUCUUCAAGAUCUGCUCAUUACCAAAGAGGAGCAGGAAGACCUCUUGAGGAAGCGAGAGCGUGAACUCACCGCCCUGAAGGGAGCCCUGAAGGAAGAGGUCUCCAGCCAUGACCUGGAGAUGGACAAGCUGAAGGAGCAGUACGACGCCGAGCUGCAGGCCCUGAGGGAGAGUGUAGAAGAGGCAACCAAGAAUGUCGAGGUCCUGGCCAGUCGGAGCAACACUUCAGAGCAGAGCCAGCUGGGAGCUGAAAUGCACGUGAAGGCGCUGCAGGAGGAGAAUGAGAAGCUGCGGGAAAGCAUCGCAGAGCUGGAGCAGAGCGUCGCUCGGCUUCAGAGGCAGAUUGCUGACAUGAAAGGCGAUGAGGCCAAAGCGAAGGAAAUGCUCAAGAAGGGCGAGAGAGAGAGCCGGCAAUUAGAGGAGGCCCUUGUGCAGUCAAGAAAGGAAGAAAGAGAAGCCACGUCGGCCAGAAGGACCCUGGAGAGUGAGCUGGAAGAUGCGCAGAGGAAUCUGAGUCGGGCCACCCAGGAGCAGAAGCAGUUGUCUGAGAAGCUCAAAGAUGAGACAGAGCAGAAGGAGCAGUUAAGGAGACUGAAGAACGAGAUGGAGAACGAGCGAUGGCACCUGGACAAGACCAUCGAGAAACUGCAGAAGGAGAUGGCUGACAUUGUUGAGGUGUCCCGCAUAUCAACCCUGGAGCUCCAGAACCAGCUGGAUGAGUACAAGGAGAAAAAUCGCAGGGAGCUUGCAGAAAUGCAAAGGCAGUUGAAGGAGAAAACCUCAGAGGCCGAAAAGUCACGUCUGACUGCCAUGAAACUGCAGGAUGAGAUGCGCCUGAUGGAGGAGGAGUUACGGGACUACCAGAGAGCUCAGGAUGAAGCGCUCACAAAAAGGCAACUUCUGGAGCAGACGCUGAAGGACCUGGAGUACGAGCUGGAGGCCAAGAGUCACCUCAAAGACGACCGAAGCCGACUCGUCAAGCAGAUGGAGGACAAGGUGUCUCAGCUGGAGAUGGAACUGGAAGAAGAAAGAAAUAACUCGGAUUUGCUGUCUGAGAGGAUCACUCGGAGCAGGGAACAGAUGGAGCAGAUGAGGAGUGAGCUCCUGCAGGAGAGAGCUGUCAAGCAGGACUUGGAGUGUGACAAGAUUUCUCUGGAGAGGCAGAACAAGGACUUAAAGAGCCGGAUUAUCCACCUGGAAGGCUCCUACAGGUCCAGCAAAGAGGGGCUGGUGGUGCAGAUGGAGGCCAGGAUCGCUGAGCUGGAGGACCGUCUGGAGAGCGAGGAGAGGGACCGGGCCAGCCUCCAGCUUAGCAACCGCCGGCUGGAGCGGAAGGUGAAGGAGCUGGUGAUGCAGGUGGAUGAUGAGCACCUGUCACUGACUGAUCAGAAGGACCAGCUGAGCUUGCGCUUGAAAGCCAUGAAGCGACAAGUGGAGGAGGCCGAGGAGGAGAUCGACAGACUAGAAAGUUCUAAAAAGAAGCUGCAGAGGGAGCUGGAGGAGCAGAUGGAUGUGAACGAGCAGCUGCAGGGACAGCUCAAUGCCAUGAAGAAGGACCUAAGACUUAAGAAGCUGCCAAGCAAGGUGCUGGACGACACAGAUGAUGAUGACCUCAGUACGGACGGGGGGAGCCUCCACGAGGUGCCGCUGAGCCACAUCUUCCCUAAGGACAGCGCUGCCACCAGCCAGAUGUGAGGCCCCUUCCGGG